This is a messenger RNA of Aphis gossypii (cotton aphid), 1681 nucleotides long. RefSeq names its product prostaglandin D2 receptor-like. The transcript is spliced from 5 exons. Gene Ontology annotation, biological process: adenylate cyclase-activating G protein-coupled receptor signaling pathway; positive regulation of cytosolic calcium ion concentration; inflammatory response. The record is from RefSeq and is a predicted model, not a curated record. Gene Ontology annotation, cellular component: plasma membrane. The coding region runs from base 307 to 1395 and encodes 362 amino acids. Gene Ontology annotation, molecular function: G protein-coupled receptor activity. Lineage: Eukaryota; Metazoa; Arthropoda; Insecta; Hemiptera; Aphididae.
UUAAAUCGUGGUCUGUGCUAUUACUGUUAUCACAUUCAAACUUUCGUGCUUAUCAAUUAUUUUUUAUCACUAUAAACUCAAGGAAAUAAACGCAGUCUUAAAAUACUAUGGAUUAAAAUAUCAGUAUAUCACGCACAAGUGCACAACCGAAGUACUGCGUAGUGGUGACUUAUGGCGAGGUCUUAGUUCCGCGUUUAUAGUCUGAGACCAGGGACCGUGGGCGUCGAGCAAACAGUACGCCGCUGUGCAACUGCGCGCGCAAAACGCGUCCGCGGCACACUGCUCACAGAACGCGACUGCGAUUCGAUGGAGCCGGCCGUGGCGAACGCGACCGCGUCGUUAUCGUCGGCCGUCGCGACGACAGCUUCCGCGCUUCCGGUCCCGUCCGCCGCCCGUUUGCCGAGUCCCUUCGUCCAGACAGCCUUUACCGGGCUGUCCGCGUUCGGCAUACUGGGCAACCUGUUGGCGCUGUUCGUACUGUACCGGGCCCGGUCGGGCGGCAACCGCAAACACGUGUUCAUGUUGCGGUGCCUGGCCACCAACGAUCUGAUCGUGCUCGUCGGCAGGGUGGUACACAUGUUCGUCAACGUCAGGUGGCCGUACACCAAGAAGACCGUCUGGUCGUGCCGGAUCAGCGUCCUGUGGCGGUUCUUCGGGCUGAACUCCGGGUGCGUGGCUCUCAUGAUGGCCGUCGAACGCUGGCUGGCGCUCACCAAACCGUUUUUUUACAGAAAGCAUUUUAGCCUUCAAUUACUCAAAGGAAUGAUGGCUAUACUUUGUUUAGAAAUACUGUGUUUAAUGUGCGCACCGUACUUUGGAUUUGGAUAUGGUCGUUACUGGGAUGAGAAAUCGUCAACGUGUGUGAGUUAUAGGAAUGCCAAAAAGCCUUUGGACGUACUUCACGUUUACGUUUAUUUAGGUCAUGGCGUAUUUGUAUGUUUUGCGAUAGUCUAUACGAACAUAGCUGUUAUGAAAGCCUUAUGUAUGAAGAAUAGUUCUCACAACCAGCAUACCGUGACAAUUAGACGCACCAACCGAGAAUCUUCAUUGACUUGCAACACGGCUUCCAAAGAAGAAAGAAAAUUCGGUUGGCUCAUGUUUUUUCUGUGCAUCACGUUUCUCACUUGUUGGGUUCCGCAAAUGAUAUCAAUACCGUUAUCCAGGUUCGUCGAGGAUGAGUCGAAUAUUCGGCCGUUUAUUAUCACUACAGAUAUGUUGUUGGCUAUACAUUUUACGCUUAACCCAUAUCUGUACGUGCUCCAGAAUUGGAAGUUAGUUAAGAUGAUCUGCUUGCGGUCAAAUAUCAAAGAGAAUGGUACUGCUAGCAGCGGAAGCGCAAGUCUUAGUAGUUCCAUGAGAACAACGGAGGAAGUAUUAUCAGAGCGACCGCUCUGAUUGCGAUGUAUGACGGCUGAAGACUACUGCUGACUUGUAUACCUAUUUGAGCAUAACUUCAUAGUAAUAUAUAAUUGUAAUGUCUCUUUAUAUUUAUAUAUUUAUGUACGAAAAUAUAUAUAUUCGAGUAUAUCGUAUAUAUAUCGUACAACUAUAUGCUUUACGUCAUUUACGAUGAUAUUAUUAUAUUAAUAUUUUUCAUUUUUGGAAAACUACCAGCGAAUGUGCUUGUAAUUAUUGACAAAUAUAUUAUGUACAUAAUAUAUAAUAAUUAUUACAUGUAAGA